Molecule: messenger RNA, 2622 nt
Organism: Mizuhopecten yessoensis (Yesso scallop)
Lineage: Eukaryota; Metazoa; Mollusca; Bivalvia; Pectinida; Pectinidae
Product: mucin-5AC-like
Exons: 7
Coding region: 1-2622 (873 amino acids)
Molecular function (GO): protein binding
Source: RefSeq, a predicted model, not a curated record
AUGGAUACGGAGCGGAGAAGACGUUUACAGACUGAUGGUAGGCCGUCUCGUGUAGCCGCAGCCUUGGUGUUGGGGAUCAUACUUCUCCCUGUUAUACACGGAGCCUGUUUAAGUUUAACCAGCACUAAAGCAGAACCCUUCAGAACAUAUGCAAAAAUAACAUGGAGUAUAGCUGGUAUAACGCCAGGAUGCUCCGUUUUGAACUGGAUGGUACACUAUGACUCGUCAAAACCAGUUCACAUUUACCAGAACCGAAAUAACACAGGCAGCUAUGUGAAUCAGUCCUUUGUUCGAGUUUACCCUAACUUCGAGUACAACGUGUUUGUGGAAGCAUUCACCAACCAGGGCGUGGUGCGCUCGCCAAUGUUUGUGUACAAGGCCCCGAAAACAAUUCCCGGGAGUGCUCCGGGUAAGUUACAUAUGUUGUCAGCCACGCAUGACAGUGUCACCUUGGAGUGGGACGCGCUCAGCCUUUUCUACAAGAACGGGAACAUCUUAGGUUACAAAUUGACAUACAGAUUGCCGGGAAAUAGCACAGUAAUGUCUACCAGUGUGUCGGGAGAGAACACCCUGACCGGGGUCAUUCGGGGUCUACAGCCCUCAACACACUACCAGAUACAGGUGCAGUGUCUUAAUGACGUUGGUUUGGGCCGUCCGAGCAGUCCCUGGCUUGAUGUCACCACCAGUGCACUACCUACUACAACUUCCACUUCAACAACCAUUACUACUACGACCACAACGACGACCACCAUCACCACUCCCACCACCGUCACCACUCCCACCACCGUCACCACUCCCACGACCACCGCCACCACUUCCUCCACCACCCCCACUACCACCACUGCAUACACUACUACUCCAACAACGACGACAGUUAAAAAGCAAACAAUUACUUCGUUAACGACAUCAACGCCUACCACAACAAAAACAACACCAAAACAGUUGCCAAUCUCUGUUUCUAUCACACCUGCUGCAUCGAACCAGAAAACGUCAACACCAACGACUAAGUCAAACCAACCGUCUCCACCAGUCACAGUACACCUAACAGCUUCCGGUGCAACAUCAGCGCCAAAGUCCACUACCGAUCCGGGUGACGACAAGAUCCUCGGCCUUGACCUAUGGAUGUUAGUGGCCAUCGCUGCCGGCACCUUACUGUUAUUAUUGCUGCUUUCGGUGUUGCUUUGUUGCUGCUGUCGGUGCUGUUGCUUCGAGGAGGCAGCUGUUGGGGCUAAGACGAGGGGCGAGGAAAGAGUCUUUGACAAAAGGAGAAUGGACGGCGUCUUUAUGGAAAAGGAUGCAAGGAGAGACGAUAUGAGCAGGAAAACACGAACAAGGAGCGUGGUAUCUAUGGAAUCUCUGGACGGAUACGGAGUUAAUGAGGUCAAACCCCGGGCGAUGCGACUGGUUAGUGUCGAUAGUCACCAUUCAUUGGACGCAGUCCCGAUACUAAUACCAUCUUCCGCGGGUAGAUACUCUACUAGUCACAACACACCGAUGGCCAAGUCCAUGGGGACUCAGUAUGAACGGAUCCAUACCACUCCUAGGGCUAGGGCUGCAGGAACCCAGUACGAGGACGUUACAGAGCGCGUCAUAUACCCCUCGCCGAAAUCUAAGACGUUUGGUACACAGUAUGAAAGUAUCGCGGAGGAAAUAUCAACUAAAGAUGUUGGAACCGUUACAGACAGACGUGGCUCCUUAACAUCUUGUGUGUCCCCAUUUCCGCCAAACACAUGGUUAGCAAAAACGCCGAGAACGCUCAGAGCAGUUGCACCGAUGUAUAUUAAUCCGGAUUCGCUGAACCCUAUAGUGAUGACGACAAUGAACGCAUCCACUUCCGCUAUGAGUAGUCCAGAGCGGAGGUUUAAAUCGGCAAACGUCCAGACGGAUUUGAGUGUAUUGAAACCACCAACCUCACUUCCGCAAAGUUAUUCUUCUAAAUCAGAAUCUACCGGGUAUCCGUCGUCAUUCAUGUCUAAGAACGAUGAAGCUGAAAUAGAAAUGUUACCUCCGGGUCCCUUAGAUGACACAACUAAAUCGGUAGGUGCCAGUAGUGUUAGCAUUCCGUCAACAGCAAUAGGCGACCGCAAGGUGCCGUUCAGUGAUAUCGCUAGUUGUCCCACGGCUGUUCCUCUCCGGCCGCAAGACAUGCCAAGAACUCGAGAUACUUCUUUUCUACGGUAUCCAUCUAAGGCCGCCAGCCAUCCCAUCACACUCUGGGAUAUUCCCCUGAAGAGUUAUCCAGACAGUAUCACAUAUCCCAGCCAAGAUAGCUCGGGUGAGGUCACUCCUACCCCUAUUAAUCGUAUUGAGUAUAACACGAUAUACGACAACCGUGUCAGCAACACAGAUAAUACCUACAUCCACAACUUUCUCGAGGAUGCCAAGAGAAUGGCGCGCAAACCUAAAGUCUCGCGACCGCCGAGACUUGCGGCGAUACCGGCCAAUGCUGAAUCGCCGGUAGGUUUGUAUGAUCCGUUUCCGGAGGAGGGGGGUGCACAUAACCUGAUAAAACCUGGACUUAGUAAACAAACAACAUUUAAUAACAUCCCAGCAGUGAAAGGUCCAGAGGUGCGAGCGAUUUUAUAUGAACCACAUCGUCUUAAGGAUUCUACUGAUUGUUGA